AUGAUAGUAAUCAAUACUGAUGCGAUAACUCGACAAUUUGAAGCAGCCUAUAGUCUCCAACCAUACUCGAUACAUAUCAUUAAAAUUGUGAUCUAUAGUGGUAUAGUAAGUGCUAAUGGUCAUCGUCAACUUUACAGGAAAAAACGUGAAUUAUCUGAGUGUGAUCAGUUGGGAUCUGUUGGCUCAAUUGUGGAAAUAACAUUUAGAAUAGUCUAUCCAAGAAGGUGUGGUAUAUCUAUAUCUUGUAAACAAAAAUAUAUCGAUGAUAGUAAAACUCGUUUUAAUACACAUAUUACAAGUAUUGUACUGAAACUGGAAUUCGCUGAUGGACUCUUCGUUGAACUUACAUUAAUCAUUUGCAAGAAAACGACGGAUAUAUUACCAUUUCCAUCGUUUGAUACUUCAAGCACUAAAACAGAAGAAAUAACUACUAUAAUAACAACAACAACAACAACAACGACGACAACCACAACGACAACAACGACAACAACAACAACAACAACAACUACUACUACCCUUGCUAAACUUCGCAUAUGUAAAUAUCGUUGA
Messenger RNA from Rotaria sordida, 549 nucleotides. The record is from the annotation of a GenBank genome assembly. Lineage: Eukaryota; Metazoa; Rotifera; Eurotatoria; Philodinida; Philodinidae.